AUGACACCACCGCAACACCACCACCAACGUAAAGCUCUCCAGGACGCAACCCAAAUCCCAGAACUCCUCCUCCUCAUGGCCCCACAUUGGGCACCCCAAGACCUCAACUUGGAGGAUGGGGGAAUGACAUACGACCAGCGCAGGAACGUGGCGGUCGAGGGACCGUUACUCUCGCCCGACUUUGAGGGUGUCUUUUCGCCGAGCGAGAUUGAAUGGAGGUCAGUCGAGGAGCAGAAGCGGGAUUGGUCGACUGCUCAGAAUUUCUGGUUGCUCGUCAUGGUUAAUAAGGCAACGCUCAGGACCCUGCGUCUAGAUCGAAGUCUCGACUCGCUUGCUCAUCUCGACACUAACUUUUUGUUGGACACUUUGGCAACCUUGCCGCAUCUGACGGAACUUGACAACACAUUACUCAAGAUCGAUAUCAGAGAUGUUCUGGACCGAUUGCCCAGUCUCCGCAGCAAUCGAUCUUCAAACUAUGAGCUCCCUUUCCAAGUCCUCACAAAGUCUUACGACCACCUCCGCGCCCUAGAGAUCUACAACCCCCUCCCGAGCAAGACCUUCUUCAGUCUCCUUAGCUGUCUCCCCAACCUAGAAGACCUCCGGAUAAGCGAAUUCGUCCGGCGAGAAUUCUUUGUCGACAACCCCGAGAUAAUGCUCAAUAACACCCCAACCCGCCUCAAGGGCCUCCACAUCAUGUCGGGAGCCGCCCAUCUUGGCCCACGACUCGCAGAACGCAUCAUCCCGUGGAUCCCCCUCCUGACCUCCUUUACCAUCGACCGCCUCCAGGACGAAACUGCAGAGGCCCUCUUCAUCCACUGCAAGAACCUCGAAACUAUCCGUCAAUCAGACGACGGCUGCACACUGUACGAUAUCCAAUACGACAGCCUUCGCCCCAUUAAUCCCGAUAACAUCCCACGCCCCACCAGCAAACUCUUCAAACUCCUCCAAGACUACCCCUCCCUCAAAAUCCUCGAUAGGAUCGACCAACGCCUUGUCGCCGCCGACCUACUCGCCCAGACCUGGGCCCCUCUCACAAAACUCAAGGUCUUUCGCUGCCAAAUCGUCAAUGUCAACCGCCUCACACCUUCGGAAGAAACCAUGCUCGCACACACUUCCCCAUCAUGGCUCCCCCGCCCCAACGAAGCCUUAACACUAAUCACCAAACACACCCAAUCCACCGCCCUCCAAAAGGCCAUCCUUUCCCGCCUCGGAACCCUAACAAACCUCCGUGUCCUCGACCUGGGCUAUGAAUGGCGCGACGUCUGGGCAGACUCCCGCUCCCGCUCCGAGUGCCGACGGUACACAUCCAACACUCAAGAAUACAUUAGAUACGGCACACCCUACAAAAACACUCUCGAGCUAACCUUGUCCACAGGACUAACCCACCUCUCGGAACUCCGUCACCUACAAGUCUUUGGAUUCGAAGGCGUCGAUCACCGGAUUGGGAAACAAGAACUGGAAUGGAUGGCCGUCCACUGGCCGAAACUGAAGAUCAUGCGCGGGUUACAGGAGGACGACCAUCUUGUCCAAAUCGAACCCGACCCGGUCAAGACCGAACUCAGGCGAUAUAUGGAGAUGCUUCGCCCAGAUGUGAAACAUGAGUCCCUAAGUCGCCAGGGGUCCCGCAAAAUGUGA
Linnemannia hyalina is the source of this 1635-nucleotide messenger RNA. Lineage: Eukaryota; Fungi; Mortierellomycota; Mortierellomycetes; Mortierellales; Mortierellaceae. The record is from the annotation of a GenBank genome assembly.